GGCGGCGAAGGAGGAGCCAGGCCGGCCUCCUUUCCUUCGGCUCCUCGCGAGUCCAUUUCCCCAGCUCCAGCGACACCAACGCGCCGAGCCAGCGGAGGAGAGCCGCCGCCGCUGCCGCCCGAGCCCGGGUCCUCUCCAAGCCUCCUUCUCCCAGGCGCGCACGGCCCCAGGGCUGCACCCAAGACGCGCGCGGGGAAACUCCGGCGGGGAGGGGAAACCGAGGGAAGGGGAGGGGGGCACGGCGCCAGCUUCCUGCUUGCGAAGAAGCGGGGAGGCGGAGGACGACGACGACGGAGCCGAGCCUACCGGGAGAGGCGGCCAGCGGGACACCCAGGCGGAGAAGCCGCCCCAGCAGAAGGAUUCCUACCCGGCAUUUUCUCCCAGAAUGUUUGAUGUUUGCCAACGUUGAGGAAGCGCGAUGGGGUUUGCCUCUUAACUGCAGGUAACCCCCCCCCCCUUCCUCCCAGAUCCCAAACCCACAUCUGUCGUGGCGGCCACGGAGGGUCGCCUCUGGGGGCGGAGCCCACCUCGGUCUCUCCUUCUAAGUUCUGGAUGGAAUUGCGGUGAAUGGAACAGAAGCCCAGCACGGUGGAGUGCCUGUCGGAGCCAGAGGACACCCGGUGGCCGGAUGGGAAACGUAAAAGAAAAAGCAGCCAAUGUUCGGUGAAAAGCAGUAUGUCAGGGUACAUCCCUAGCUACCUGGACAAAGAUGAACAGUGUGUUGUAUGUGGAGACAAAGCCACGGGGUACCACUACCGAUGCAUCACCUGCGAAGGCUGCAAGGGCUUUUUCCGACGGACCAUCCAGAAGAACCUGCACCCGACGUAUUCUUGCAAGUACGAUGGCUCCUGCGUUAUCGACAAGAUCACCCGCAACCAGUGCCAGCUUUGCCGAUUCAAGAAGUGCAUUGCUGUUGGCAUGGCCAUGGACUUGGUGCUGGAUGACUCCAAGAGGGUAGCCAAGCGGAAACUGAUCGAAGAGAACCGGGAGAGGCGGCGCAAAGAGGAGAUGAUUAAAUCCCUUCAGCACCGACCGGAGCCAACAGCGGAGGAGUGGGAGCUGAUCCACAUCGCCACAGAGGCACACCGCAGUACCAAUGCCCAAGGCAGCCACUGGAAACAGAAGCGGAAAUUUCUGCCUGAAGACAUCGGUCAGUCACCCAUGGCCUCCAUGCCCGAUGGGGAUAAAGUGGACUUGGAGGCGUUCAGCGAGUUUACGAAGAUCAUCACCCCCGCCAUCACCCGGGUGGUGGACUUUGCCAAAAAACUGCCCAUGUUUUCAGAGCUGCCUUGUGAGGACCAGAUCAUCUUGCUGAAGGGCUGCUGCAUGGAGAUCAUGUCGCUGCGGGCUGCCGUGCGCUACGACCCUGAAAGCGAAACGCUGACUCUGAGUGGCGAAAUGGCCGUCAAGCGGGAACAGCUGAAGAACGGCGGUCUGGGCGUGGUGUCAGAUGCCAUCUUUGAUUUGGGCAAGUCCCUCUCUGCCUUCAACCUGGAUGACACAGAAGUCGCACUGCUCCAGGCUGUCCUGCUCAUGUCCUCAGACCGCAGUGGGCUGAUCUGCAUCGACAAGAUCGAGAAAUGCCAAGAAACCUACCUAUUGGCGUUCGAACACUACAUCAACUAUCGCAAACACAACAUUCCCCAUUUCUGGCCCAAGCUCCUCAUGAAGGUGACCGACCUGCGCAUGAUCGGGGCUUGCCAUGCCAGCCGUUUCCUGCACAUGAAGGUGGAAUGCCCCACAGAGCUCUUUCCCCCACUCUUUCUCGAGGUCUUCGAGGAUCAGGAAGUCUAGGGUGGGGGGGAGGGGGUAAACAGGGUGGCACGGGAGAAUUGGGGAGGCAGGCAAUUUGGGACUGGGGCGACGUCUGGACUUGGGCCACGGAGCCCCCACCUCAUCACUUCGGACACAACAGAUUUUUGGGGAAAAAAAUUUGUUCUGUUUUAUUGUUUUCAUUUUUCUUUUCAUUUUUGUUUUGUUUUUCUAAAUAUUGCACGUCAGCAUCAAGUGAAUCACACGGAAGCGGGAGGUGAGGCGUCGGUGAUCGGGGCUGGGACACCAAAAAAAAGAGAAAGAAAGAAAAAGGUUGAACUUUUCUUACAAGGUAGACUUGUACAGUAGCCAAUUCUUCGGUCUAGGCAGACUUUAAAACAAAAAUUGGGCAAUAUGAUAUCUCCCUCCCUACUUAUUUUACUCCUGCCAAUCCCUUUUGACCUGGAGUUCUCUUUCAGGGGUGAGACAAAUUGUCUUAAAUUUUAACACAAUUAAAGGUGGGGGGAUUGUUCUACAUACUACUCCCCCCCAAUCCUUUGCCCUUCUCCCCAUCAAGACCCCCCCCCCCCCCCAGCACUGGAAACUGCCUGUACCUCUAGUUUUAGCCCUGAUCCAAACCUCUCUCGUUUAAACGGACUUGAUUACCAAUAUAUAUAAAUAUAUAUAUGUUUCUUUUGCACAUAAUGGUCCCAGGAAACGUCAGAGUGUGUUUGCUUCUUUUAUUCUUAUUUUCAGUUUCUUUUAGAACUUUUAGCAUUUAGUUAUCCUCCCUGGGAGGCUAAAAUAUAAAAUGCACUUUUUUGUAAAAGAAAAAAAAGAUUUUUUAAAGAAAAAGAAAAGGAACAGAAGAGAGAGAGAGAGAGAGAGAGAGAGAGAGAAGAGAGAAAUCCUAUUAAAUUAUUGAUGGGGAGGAAGGAAAGUCCUAAGGUGGUUUGGCAAAAAAAUGAGAAAACCCAGCAAACUGAGAUUCACAUUCCUAGUGUGAAGGACAGAUGCACUUUGAAAUAGGAAAAGACUCCCCCUCUCUUCUCUCCUAGCGGAAAAGCAGGUGAUUGAGUGAGAAAUCUAUUUUAUUUUGCUUCGAAUCGCACUGCAGGGCUCUGAACUUCAGGGGCACCGGCUUCUUAUUCCAGUGCUGAGGGGUAAAUUCAUCCCCUCCUGCAAGAAAUAAAAUUUCAACCUCUCCUGUUUCCACCCCUGAAACCCCCACUCCUCCCUGUGGCCAAUCUACCUCCAUGUUGGGCAAGGAAGGUGGGGAGGGGGGUCUAAAGUGUCCCCACUCAUUCUUACAGCUGCCCCCACCCCCAGCUAUAGGCCUGCACGCAUCGCUCCCUUUGGCCUUGGAAAUGGCCCUUGCUAACUCUUUGCACAUGCUUUCCCACGCCACAUGGCGGUACAUCCCCCCCCCCCCUUUCUGCACUAAUGUUAUCCGUUGUCCUACCUUCCCCGCAUUUCUCUCUGGGGGAGGCAACGAGCCAAAAACCUUGACUCUUCCCACUCUUGGGAGAACCAAGUAAGGGUCGAAUGCUUUCCCCGCUCCUUGAUUUUUGUUAUCAUUGUUUUUGUAAAUGGCACUUAUCAAUGGAGAAAGUUGAUAAUAUUCAUAGAGAGGUGGCUUCAUCCCAGAGAGCUACAGGCUGGAGCAGUAAGGCAUCCAAGGGGUGGGGGUGGCUAGCUCUCACGUAGGGGAACCAAGCCAAGCUGCUUGCUGCCCGCUUAAAGCCCUUUCUUCGAGAAUAUCCUGUGCCCCUCAUGCCCAUAAAUCUUCAGCCUUGUUCUUGCACCGAUCAUAUUCAUGUCCAUGGGAAGAAAGGGCAGAUGUCUGUCUAACUGGGCUCCUGUUCCACCUCUGGGGCAGGAGGAGCCACUGUUCGUAUGGAAAGGGCCAGCCUUUCCAUCCCAAUUUUCCUUUCAGAAGACUAAAGAAAUCCUAAAGGGAUUGCCACAUUAGACUUUUGUAGCAAAAUUAAAUAGGAGCCCAGUGGUACCUCCAAGACUAUCGUAAUUUCUUACUGCAGAAGCUUUACUGAACUCCUGAAAGUUGUGUGUUCCGGGGCGGGGGUUGUUUUGUUUUUGGCCAGCUGAUUUAUGGCAACCCUGUAGGGCUUUGAAAGGCAAGAGAGGUUCGGGGGUGGUUUGCCAUUGCCUGCCUUUGCAUCAUGACCUCAGUAUUCUCCUUGGAGGUCUUCCCCUCCAGACACUAGCCGGGGCAACCCUGUUUAACUUCCAAGAUCUGAUGACAGGCUGUCCAAGUCAGGACCGUGAAAACUUAGGGUGUAUCAAAUUGUGUUUGUCACAAAGGUGCUACUGGGCUCUUGUUUAACAAAGAGAUCCUGUGCUUCUGCACUUGCAUAGUAGAAUAGACACCGCGGGCAGAGCUGAGCCUUUGGGCUGCAUGCACUAGUUGGGGAGAAAUGGCGGUUGGAUCGCUCAGAGCCUUAUUCUCAAAAAGAGGGCAGCGUUUUUAGAGGCGGAAAACGGGGCAGGUUAGUCAAAAGCCAAAUUAGGCAAGCAGUGAUCAAGAAGGCAGGCAAUGAAGAAGCGUCCUGGAUUUUCAGACUCGCCCAGCAUUUGGUCUUUUGGGGAACUCUUUUCAUUCUAGCCUUCUUGCUGUCUAUCUGUCCCUGGCUGCUUGGGAAAUGGGCUGGCCCACUGAAGCCCUGAUCAUCAGUUUCUCCUUCCAUGACAGCAGCAUGUUUGGGUGGGUGGGGGGGAUGACUGGUGAACCAGCCCCCCAUCACCAUCCCCCAGUUCCCCAAAUGGAGUGAUGACAAACCCCAGUUUCCACUGCCAUCAGACCUUUUGUUCAGUUCUGUUGCCUCUGGGUUGGCAGCUACAUUGUGUUGGGAGGCACACGGGCAGUGCUUUUUAAGGUGUCAGAUUUAGCCCCCAAACCUUCAGUUGCUGAUUCCUGUGCUAAAAGAUGGGAGUUGGGGAUUUUUUUGAAAAAGAAAACCCAAACAAAGAACGAAAAGACCACCAGCUUCCUGAUGUUUUAAUUCUUUCUGUUCCAUUUCAACACAAACCAAACUGUGACUUCAUUAAGGAAAACAUUUUUGACACUUAAUGGGUUGGGCCUCUCCCAUGAGCCACUUCUUCUGUGAUAGAUCCAUCUUUUUGGUCAAUCUGUUAGGCAAGAUUCCUCUUAAAACUGUAAUGUAAUAUUGGAAGGGGGGUAGCUUCUUUUUUUUUUUAAUUUUUACUCCCCUCAGCCUCUCCUUUUCUUUCUCUCUCUGUCUCUGUCACUCGGUUUCCGUUGAGAAAAAUCCUUUACCUCUUACCUCAUUCAAGACGCUGUGGGAAUUGUUACAUGAUAAGUUGGGUGCAUGUCGGAUGUACCGUCUGAAGGUUCAGGGGCCGGCGUGUGGAGAACACAGCUCCAAUUUAAGCUAAUAUACAGAAAUAUAUAUAUAAGUAUGUAUAAUUUUUUAAUUAACAAGAAAAAUAUUUGUACGGGUCUGUUCACAAAAAAAAAUACUACGCAAGCAAAAUUGAGGGUUGGAAGAAAAUAAGGUAGGUUUUUAAAAAUCAUGUUAAAAUGAUGUGAGCUUGAUGUGCGCACAGGGUGGGGAGGGGGGGAGACUUUGCUGCUUAGUUGGUACUGAACAUGGUCCGGAGUCCUAAUAGCCAUGUAAGAAUGUGGUUGGUUGUCUUCAGGAUUGCGCUUGCUAAUUUGCAAACACCACACAAGCAUAGAAUUUGGUAUUGUGUACAAAUCCUGAGAGUCCGUUUCUCUCUUUUUUUAAAAGCAAGUUUUUAGUCCUUAGUGCUACGGAUGAGACAUAAAAGCCUGGUGAAAUCUUGAACCCAGAUUAAAGCUAAGCAGGAUUUCCAGUGCAAAAGCAGAAUAAAUCAUGCAAAACGAGCACCUAUAUUGCAGUUUUGCUUAAUUAUUCAGCUUUUCUUAGCAUGGAGCUCAACCUCUGUCAGUAUCCGAGAUUUGUUUUUUGAAACUCAGCAGUAUACAAAGCUAUAUUCGUUUUCCCGAUUAGCUUCGUCCCCAGGGAAUUGCAGAUGUGUCCACCAAAGCUGCAUUUCUUUUUUGCUUCUCAACUUGGGAGCUGGGGGACAAUGCAGUUGUACAAUUCUUGGCCUGGAAAAUGUGAGUUAAUCGCAGGGGGAGGCGGUGGUGUGGCAAAAGAGUGGAAGGGGAGGUUGAGGGCAUAGAUUUGGUGGCCUCUGCAACCCUUGCAGUUCCUCAUUUAAACACUUUCUAGUGGCAUAGAAACAGUCUUGAAGUGGUUGCUUCAGUGUUGCGGGGCUCAGUUUCACCAUGGAGAAGCAGCUCGCUCACAUAGAUCAUCUGAACUCUGCCCCAUCACUUCACUACAGGACCCAUUCGCUCUGCUCCUUCCCAGUUACAGUCCUGUUAACUUUCAAAAUAUUCUUUGACCACAGCCUAACAUCUCUGCAGCUCUUCCCUAAGCAAGCAUUAUGGAGACACUUGUGCACUUAAUUCUUGUGUGAUGUGCAGUGUGCUAAAAACCUCUGUGUGUGUGUGCAUGCGUGCAUGUGUGCACGCUUGCCCGGCUGUUCAGAAAUUACCUUUAUGCAACUUUGGCUGUGAUCCAGUGCACACUAACUCAAGAGUCAGUCUUUGGUAGCUUGCUUUUGAGUAAAUGUGUGUAAGAGUGAGCUGCUAGGCUCCAGCACUUUCUCUUAGAGGGAAAGAAACCCCAAAUUGCUGGUGGUUUCAAGUAAACAAACUGAGGGUGUCUUGUCUAAACAUCCAGAUCUGCCUUACAGGAGCCCAGUCAUUGGUUUGUCUAACUUAGUGUGGUGUGCUUCAAUGGGCAAAAGAUCUCUUGAUCUCAAACUCGGGCUGUUCCCACCAGGGGUGUAGCUGCCUAAAACAGCGCCCGGGGCAAGCACACUGGCUCCCUCCACCCCCAGGCACCACUUGAAUAGGUCACUGGGGGCAUGCAUUUAGUGAGCCACCUCACCCUGCAACCGCACCCCAUCCCCACAAACUCCACAUGGACUUUGGGGACAGGGCACAGUUGUGAGGGAGGGGUGCGUGCAGCUCAGCAAACACACACCCAUGUGACCUACUCAGCUGGCACUUGGAGCUCCAGCCCCAUCACACCCCUCCCUCAUGACAUGACUGGUGUCCAGCCCUGACCAAAUUAGACAUGCAGUGCAGGUAGAACCUCCAGGCAGGUUUCUUUUUAAAUUGAAAUGGAGACACAGGGGGAGUAGCAGGGAUAAUGAACCAUUUUUCCAUGGGCCCUUUUUUCAGAUAACACACACACACACACACACACACACACACACACACACACACACACGGGAAAAGGGGCUCCUUUUUCUGGAGGCAAGCCCGUGUUUCACUGGGGACUAUCUUUACACAAUUCAUGUUCUUUGCCGUAAAGUUCGGGUCCCUUCUCGUAAGCAAACAUUUUGCUAUCGUUUUUAAAUGUGCUGCUUUCGCAGAUUUGUAAAAGGUACACAUGGUUAACACAUAUUCUUACAGUAUACGCACACUUAUAUGUAUCCAAAUACUUCCCUUUUUGGUAUUUGAUUAUUCCUCCACUCCCCUUUAAGUAUUCCUUGCCUUCAUUCUCUUAGCCUGCUGCUAUCCCAAAACACUCCCAUAGGGUAAAAAUUCGAUCACUCUGGGCUUUCCUUCCCUCAGCUAUACCUCUUUAACCUCUUCCAAAAGUUGAUUCAGCACCCAUACCAACCUGUGGCAGAAUUCCCCUCAACAGAAGAAAAAAAUUGUGGCUAAUCUGGAGCAUCAUUUGUGAUCUGUCUCACUUAACAAUGCGCCCAAGCAAAUGUGUGGCCAUGCCUCAUGUAUGAGCAGAGCUCAGCAAUUCACAUAGCCCAGUUUUGUUUACGCCCUUUGGAAGUGGCCAUCUAAGAUCCCAGACUAAGAUCCCAAAUUCAGACUUACUUGAUUUCUGUAUGACUGAGAUUGUCACAGUCCCAGCGCUAAAUAUUAACAGCUGCCACAGAAAGCCCCGUGCAAGUCUCAGAAGUUCAUCCUGAAAUGUAGAGUUUGUCAUUACAAAAUUGAAUGGCCUCUCAUCUCUUUUGGUGGCGACACCUCUUCAUUGUAGCCUGCUGAGGUCCCUGUCUCCCCCCCC
Molecule: messenger RNA, 7862 nt
Organism: Sphaerodactylus townsendi
Lineage: Eukaryota; Metazoa; Chordata; Lepidosauria; Squamata; Sphaerodactylidae
Gene: THRA
Product: thyroid hormone receptor alpha
Exons: 9
Coding region: 568-1794 (408 amino acids)
Biological process (GO): positive regulation of transcription by RNA polymerase II; cell differentiation; thyroid hormone receptor signaling pathway
Molecular function (GO): RNA polymerase II cis-regulatory region sequence-specific DNA binding; nuclear receptor activity; zinc ion binding
Source: RefSeq, a predicted model, not a curated record